AUGUCUUUUUUUAUAGACGACAUUUUAAGAAGUAAAGAUCCCUUGGAAAGACUCGAUAAUAAUCAUAGUAUACAUCAGACUAGUGAUAGUAGGCAGAAUGUACCCUUAAGUUAUGAAAAUAGUUCAAGUUUUGCGCCUUUGGAGAAAAGAAGUGAUGAACACCGUUCGGUAAAUCUAGGAUUUAGUGACCAAAGAAGUAUUUUGCAUCAGACUCUUAUAAACAGACUUAAUUCACCUUAUUAUAGAACCAGUGACCAUAGAGGUCCGCCUCUAGAAAACUAUCAACAUUUUUGCUAUGAUCCAGGAUACAUUAAUUACUACAGAACGCUUUAUGAUAGAGAUUAUUGUUCGAUAAAUCGUCAAAAACCAUGGACACCUUCACCGUAUGACAAUCAAGCCAACUAUUUAUCAUAUGCGAUGCAAUAUAAAUAUAUGUACAGCCCCAGUAAACGAAAAGGUGGACAAGUUCGCUUUACAGCGAAUCAAACGGAUAUACUGGAGAAAAGAUUCUGUUCCAAUAAAUACCUGAGCCCGGAAGAGAGAAAAGUUUUGGCUGAAUCGUUAACUUUAUCAGACAGACAGGUAAAAACGUGGUUUCAAAACAGAAGAGCUAAAUGGCGAAGAAGCAAUUCUGGUGGCGAGCAAACGCAAGAGAACACAACAGAUGAUGAAACGAAGAAAACUAACGCAGAUAGUAACUGA
Messenger RNA from Diabrotica balteata, 702 nucleotides. NCBI's taxonomy places the organism in Eukaryota, Metazoa, Arthropoda, Insecta, Coleoptera, Chrysomelidae. The record is from the annotation of a GenBank genome assembly.